Coffea arabica (coffee) is the source of this 780-nucleotide messenger RNA. RefSeq lists its product as uncharacterized. NCBI's taxonomy places the organism in Eukaryota, Viridiplantae, Streptophyta, Magnoliopsida, Gentianales, Rubiaceae. The record is from RefSeq and is a predicted model, not a curated record.
AUGAAGCAGAAGGUGAAUCAGAAAAUGAAAGUGUUCAUUUGGAAGUGCCUGCAUGGUGGACUACCUGUGAGAGGAGAAAUUCACAAAAGAACAAGACAAGGGAAUCCUAUGUGUGCAGGAUGUGGCGAAAAGGAAGAGUCAAUUGAACACCUUCUGAUCCAGUGCAUCAAAGCUAAGGAAAUAUGGAAGAUUGCACCAGUGCAGUGGGAUGGAAUACAGCAGCUGUUGGAUUGUUUCAUCAAAUGGUGGUUUGCAAUCAUAGAAGCUCAAGAGAGCAGAGGAGGGGAGGAUCAGGUGAACCUUACCAUCAACAUUCUAUGGCAGAUAUGGAAAGUCAGGAAUGAUAGGGAGUUUAACCACAAAGAUAGGGAACCUCACAAGAUAAUUCAUAAAUCCAUGAAAGAAUGGAUGGAGUUCGAUAAGGCCAACAAAGGAAAGAUAUCAAUAAAGAACACUCAGGAAACAGAAAUACAUCAAAGAACUGUGGAAGAACAAGAUCAAAAUGAGAGCCAAUCAAGUUUGCUGAUCAAGGUCCACACUCAUCAAGAUAAAAGACAAGCAAUAGUGGGAAUUGGAAUCACAGAAACUGACUCCAUGGGACAAAUUCAAGCAGGUUGGGUAUUGAGGGAAAGAAUGUCAGCUGAUCCACUACAAGACCAAGCUGUUGCAGUGAGAUUAGCACUACUGAAUGCGGCCAACCAAGGAUGGAGGAGUAUCAAGAUGGAACUAAAUAAUAGGGAAUUGGUGGAGUGCAUAAGAGACGCAAGGGAAAGUAGGUAG